CUACUUUACGACUGCCAUUGGUACGCAGCGAUCGAGUCGCCCCGGCCGCUCUUCUCACCGCAGCGAACCCUGGCGAUGGCCGCGCUCUGGACUCACCUGCUGCUGCUGUGCGCCGCCGCGUCCGCUGCUCAGGCGGCGGUGGCAGUGAUGGCGGCGCCAGUGAAGCAAGUCAAGGUCGCUGCUGGUGUGGCAACUGCUCUGCGGACACCAGUGCACGUGCACGCGCCAGCGAAAGUACACAUGCACCGGGCAAUGGAAAUGCACGUGCACAAGCCAGUGGGAACAGUGGUGCGCGUGCCCAAACCAGUGCACGUGCACAAGCCAGUGGGAACAGUGGUGGGCGUGCCCAAAGCAGUGCAUGUGCACAAGCCAAUGGGAACAGUGGUGGGCGUGCCCAAAGCAGUGCAUGUGCACAAGCCAGUGGGAACAGUGGUGGGCGUGCCCAAGGCAGUGCAUGUGCACAGGCCAGUGGGAACAGUUGUGGGCAUGCCCCAAGCAGUGCACGUGCACAAGCCAGUGGGAACAGUGGUGCGCGUGCCCCAAGCAGUGCACGUGCACAAGCCAGUGGGAACAGUGGUGCACGUGCCCCAAGCAGUGCACGUGCACAAGCCAAUGGCAGCAGUGGUGGGCGUAACCCAACCAGUGUACAUGCACAGGCCAGUGGGAUCAGUGGUGCGCGUGCCCCAACCAGUGCACGUACACAGUGCCACCAGGAUGGUGCCCCACCAGCACUUGGUGCGAGUACGCCCGGCUGGGCACAGCUGCGGCCGCGUGGUGCCCGUGGUGGGGUAGGGUGCGUCGUCUGCACCUAUGCUGCCUCGUAACUCUCCGGCGGAGGAAGCCCGGCAUAAUGCCAGCAGCGGGACUGCACGCCGUCUCAGCUGAUUUAUUGUGGUUCAAAAUUUCACGUGAAACUGUUGUCCAAAUGUACAGAUUACAUUCCACAGUUACGACGAAAUAA
This is a messenger RNA of Schistocerca americana (American grasshopper), 961 nucleotides long. RefSeq lists its product as uncharacterized. Lineage: Eukaryota; Metazoa; Arthropoda; Insecta; Orthoptera; Acrididae. The coding region runs from base 76 to 792 and encodes 238 amino acids. The transcript has 3 exons. The record is from RefSeq and is a predicted model, not a curated record.